AUGGAGGAACUACUGCGACAACAUCUGUCAGUAGCACCUUCCGUGGCCAGUGCUCCCUUAGAUCCUAAUGCACCCCGAACGGUUCCUGUUGGCGAUGACAAGAACCCCCAAAAUGCUGGCCCUCAAACAUCAGGGAAUGGCAAGCAACCAGAAGGAGCUCGCCCAGUUGGUGGAAAUGGAGGCAAGCAACCGGAGGACGCCGGCCCAGUGCAGGGAAACAGUGGCAGGCGACCGGUAGGAGCUGCUCCAGUAGGAGGGAAUGGUGGAAAUCAACCUCCCCGAAACCCACCAAGAGGUAACCUUGGGGUAGAUCCAGAACCUUCCGACGACAAUGACGACGAUAACAGCGAAUGGUCGCACGGUCGGAAGAAUUGGAGAAUGAACCGAGGCGGGAACCGAAAUUCGGAGCCGCCUGAGGACGACGAUAUGGUAGAUUCGCUCGCCAAAAUACCCUUUGAGUUCGAUAAUGCCCGAAAGCAUAACCUGCGGCAUUGGCUCAUGGAGUGCGAGAUCUACUUCGAGCAGAAGCCGAAGAAGUUCCGAACGGACAGAAAUAAGGUACUGUUCACAGGAACAUAUAAGUGUGGUUUGGCAAAGGAAUGGUUUAUGGAAUAUAUCGAGAUCAAGAUGCUAGUUCCGGCAGCCGCGGACUACGCCACUUGGACUCGGUUCCGUCAGGAGAUCAGAAAACGCUUCUUAAGUACUCAGGAAGCUAUGGAAAACGCGAUGAAGAUGCAGCAGUUUAAAUACUCGGCUAACAUCGGCGACUACCUGACGAGGAUGGAGAUAAUGAACCAACAUGCCCAGAUGAAAGGGGCAUCAUAUCGCGCUGCCCUGCUCCAAGGGUUACCAAAUGAAAUCCGAGAGCGCCACUCACGCUUCGAUCCAACCGACGACGACUCCGAGUAUAUCCAACAGUUGGAAGGAGCCGGCAAGGCUCACGAGGCUUAUCAAGAGCAGAUGAAGAUGUUGGGGAAGGCGGAGUCGAGAGGAAGGGAGUCGAGUAAUGGUGGGAACUCGCGGCAGAAGGAGAAGGUGUAA
Molecule: messenger RNA, 1041 nt
Organism: Morchella sextelata
Lineage: Eukaryota; Fungi; Ascomycota; Pezizomycetes; Pezizales; Morchellaceae
Exons: 1
Coding region: 1-1041 (346 amino acids)
Source: RefSeq, a predicted model, not a curated record